Molecule: messenger RNA, 708 nt
Organism: Sordaria macrospora k-hell
Lineage: Eukaryota; Fungi; Ascomycota; Sordariomycetes; Sordariales; Sordariaceae
Molecular function (GO): acyltransferase activity, transferring groups other than amino-acyl groups
Source: RefSeq, a predicted model, not a curated record
AUGACCGUCCGCGAAUCCGUCUUCAUCAACGAGCAAGAAAUCCCUGCCGAGAACGAAUUCGACGCCAACGACCUUCGCUCCGUGCACUUCGUCAUCUACGCUUCCAUCAACCGCGUCGUCCAGCAAGAAGUAUUCGACACCGACACUGGGAGAGUCAUGAGGCCGCGGAAGUCAGAGACCAGGUCGUUGCCCAUUGGCACGGUCAGGAUAGUUCCAUUCCCUCAUGCGCCGCACCCGGUUAAGGGAGGGCGGUAUCUAGCUGAUGAGUUGGUGAACUUGGAGGAGCUGGACGAGGAGACUAAGCAAGCGUUGGAAGUGGUUGAACAAGGUGGCAAGGAUCGCAAGACUAGUUUACAUGAUGGUGAGGAAGUCUACAUGAAACUCGGCCGUCUCGCUGUUCUCAAAGAGUUUCGUGGUCGUGGAAUUGCCGGUCAGUUAAUCAGAAGAGCGGUGGAGUGGAUGAAAGCCAACCCGAGAUAUUUCAGCCCGAGUGUGAAGGAGAGGGGGUUCGAAGCCCUGGGGAUCGAUCCGGAAAGGGACGCGAGGAUGAUGCCUAAGUGGCGAGGUCUUUUCUGCGUUCAUGCUCAGGUCAGUGCGAUCGGUGUUUGGAAGAGGGCGGGGUUUGUGGUGGAUGAGGAGAUGGGGAGGUGGUGGGAGGAGGGCAUUGAGCAUGUUGGUAUGUUCCAGAGGGUGGAUGUGAAGGCGUAG